Molecule: messenger RNA, 632 nt
Organism: Gordionus sp. m RMFG-2023
Lineage: Eukaryota; Metazoa; Nematomorpha; Gordioida; Chordodea; Parachordodidae
Exons: 6
Coding region: 71-550 (159 amino acids)
Source: RefSeq, a predicted model, not a curated record
AUUUUCUAAGAAAAAAAAUAAUAUUUAAUUCGGAUAUUAGAACAUAUACAUUUUUUUGGAAGGAAAAACAAUGACCAUGUUACAGACAUUUUUCUAUUUUUUGAUUGCCAUGGUGUCAUUGGGACACGUCGAAAGUAAGUAUGAUUGCUGCACGCCUCGGAAAAAUUCUGAAAACUAUACCAUGCAAUGGAAUUGUAUAAGGGGGAUGGAAUACUAUGGAGCCAGCGACGAUCAUGAAUUCAAUAUGAUAUUCGAAUUGAAAGACGAUGUAUAUGGAAAUUUAGUUACAGGACCGUUGAUGAUGAUUUAUCAUAGGCACGAUGAAAAAAUGGUAGCAGUGAACAUUCAUGGAUUAUUACCUCAUAGGAUAUAUAUCAAUCUUAAAUUGAAAAUGGAUCGUGAUGUCCCUAAAAGCGUUGUAGCCGAAAUUAAAAGACUGGCAGACGCGAUGGACCCCGAUAAAAUUAUCGAUUUCCUGACAUCAAAAGGGAUCGAGUUAGUAGCACCCUUAGGAUGCAGCAGCUUCAGAUUUCCCCAUCGCGCCUGUUAAUAAUUAAACAUAGUUUUAAAAUUAUUGGGAGAAAAUUUGAGUGUUCAAUUUUUUUUUCUUCCUUCUAUUAAAAUUGGGAAAU